Messenger RNA from Aspergillus uvarum CBS 121591, 1948 nucleotides. Its product is annotated as glycosyltransferase family 15 protein. Lineage: Eukaryota; Fungi; Ascomycota; Eurotiomycetes; Eurotiales; Aspergillaceae. Gene Ontology annotation, molecular function: alpha-1,2-mannosyltransferase activity. The transcript has 4 exons. Gene Ontology annotation, biological process: cell wall mannoprotein biosynthetic process; protein O-linked glycosylation; protein N-linked glycosylation. Bases 498 to 1673 code for a protein of 391 amino acids. The record is from RefSeq and is a predicted model, not a curated record. Gene Ontology annotation, cellular component: membrane; Golgi apparatus.
CGAGAAACAGUCUCCUCUCCUCUCCUGAAUUAAGAUUACUAUAAUUUCGUUCGCUCCCUUUAUUUCUUUGAUCCUUUCUGUUUCUUAUCAGCCCCUCCUCCUUCUGUUUCCCCUCCCCCUUGUUUAUGAUCAAUCCGGUCGCAACAAACCCGCGGUUCGGGAAAGACUCAUACAAACAUUGGUGAGAGAUCGAGACCGUUGCCCCAUAAUAAUUACACCACCGCACCCUGUUCAUCUCCGUGCUUGUCGCCGAUCAUCUCUUCCUUCCACUUCGUCCACUUCAUACUUGAAAAAUCACCGUGGGCUCCCAAGUCUCCGGUUCUUUUUUUCACCCUCUUCACUGUAUACUGUCGCUCGCUUUUUCCUCUUUAUUCCUCAAUUCUCCAGGCCAAGCGGCCCCUUGCGACAGGCCUCCAUAUUUACCACUCCACUCCGCUCUGCGCCAGUUUAGCCACAUCAACAGACUUGAGGUUGAAAGCACAGAAACAUCGGUGAUCAUGGCUUUAGGGCCAGUUCGAUAUCUCCUGUUUGCUGUCACAGGACUGGCACUUUUCUUCCUGAUAUCGAGAAGUGCAAUCCCGAUCCCGGAGCAGAUCGGCUCGAAACUCAACUAUGGAUCCUCCUCAUCCUCGUCCUCGUCGUACUCCCAGAGCGAUGCCGCCGCCGCAUACUCAUCCAACAAGGUCAUCCCCGCGGCCGACCGCAUGAACGCAACCUUCGUGACAUUGGCCCGGAACAGCGACCUUUGGGAGAUGGUCAAGUCGAUCCGCACGGUGGAGGACCGGUUCAACCGCAACUAUCACUACGAUUGGGUGUUCCUGAACGACAAGCCCUUUGACGAUGAGUUCAUCAAGAUCACCUCGGCGCUCGUCUCUGGAGAAACCCAUUAUGGCGUGAUUCCCAAGGAGCAUUGGUCGUACCCCGAAUGGAUCGACCAGGAGAAGGCGAAGAAGGUGCGACAGGAAAUGGGCGAGAAGAAGAUCAUCUACGGCGACUCGGAAAGCUACCGCCACAUGUGCCGUUACGAAUCGGGCUUCUUCUUCCGCCACCCGCUGAUGCUGAACUUCGAAUACUACUGGCGUGUGGAGCCCAGCAUCGAGCUCUACUGUGACGUCCCGCUGGAUCCGUUCCGUUUCAUGAAGGAGAACAACAAGAAGUACAGUUUCACGCUCAGUCUCUACGAGUACUAUGACACGAUCCCGACCCUCUGGGAUACCACACAGAAAUUCGUCGGCGAACACCCGGAACACAUCGCGAGCGACAACUCCAUGGGUUUCUUGAGUGACGAUGGCGGCAAGACCUACAACAAAUGCCACUUUUGGUCGAACUUCGAAGUCGGAAGCCUGGAAUGGCUGAGAUCGAAGGCGUACAUUGAUUACUUUGAGACCCUGGACCAUGCCGGUGGGUUCUUCUACGAGCGGUGGGGUGAUGCCCCGGUCCACUCCAUCGCGGCCGGUCUGCUUCUCGACAAGGACCAGAUUCAUUUCUUCGAUGAGAUUGGCUACUAUCACGUGCCAUUCACCCACUGUCCAACCGAGGAGAAGAAGAGACUGGACCUGAGAUGCUCCUGCAACCCUAGCGAGAACUUUGAUUGGAAGGGCUACUCUUGCACAUCUCGGUACUUCCAGAUCAACAACCUGGACAAGCCCAAGGGCUACGAGGCUCAAACCUGACUCCGUACGAUUGAAUUAAUUCUGUUUUCGGCAAUCUUCAUCUGCGGUAUUUUAGUCUUACUGAACAGAAAAGCCCGGGUACUAGUGGUCCACAGAGCAGGUCAUCUGGUUGACCACGUACACGCUGGCUGGGACUCCAACCAGACAUGGAGGAAGGCCUAACAAAUUACGGUUCCCAUCGCGUUCUACGGCGCAGUAUCGGGGCGCUUCCGACUGGCCCAAACAUGAUUAUUUCGCAACUUUCACCCCUCUAACCUACUUUCAUAUUCCCCCCC